Messenger RNA from Ananas comosus (pineapple), 685 nucleotides. RefSeq lists its product as uncharacterized. NCBI's taxonomy places the organism in Eukaryota, Viridiplantae, Streptophyta, Magnoliopsida, Poales, Bromeliaceae. The record is from RefSeq and is a predicted model, not a curated record. The transcript is spliced from 7 exons. The coding region runs from base 75 to 539 and encodes 154 amino acids.
AAUCUCCUCUCUCUUUCUCUCUCUCUCUCUUCGCCCUUUCCACAAAACCCUAACCCUAGAAAGCGACCCUGUCCAUGGCGGAAUCCGACCCAGCUCCAUCGUCUCCUCCCCUCGCCCCCGCUCCAACCGCCAAGAGGGAGGAUCUGCAACCCGUGGGAGAAAAGAUCGCGGAGUUGAAUGAGUCGCAAUCGGAAUUACUCGGUAGGCUCCGAGGAUUGAAGGAGGAUUUGCAGAACUGGAGAUCAAAGUUGGACACUCAGGUUAAGACAUACAAAGAUGAGCUCACAGAUCUAAAGCAAACACUCAACACCGAGUUGGAGCAACUGAGAUUGGAUUUCCAAGAAUUGAGGACAACUCUCCAAAAGCAACAAGAGGAUGUCACAGCUAGUCUAAAGAAUUUGGGGAUGCAGGACUUGGCCGAAAGCCAAAAGGAAGAAGAUCAGCAAAAGAAUAAUGCAGAGUGCGAAGAAGCCGCUUUAGAAGGCCAAAACGGUGCAAUUCAAUCAGAGGGCUCUGCUGCUGCAGAGUCCUCACCCUAGGGAGAAGGUAUGGUGUUAUGCUCCUCAUAUGGACUAGGAGCUUUUUAGCCUCUUAUGAAUUGGUCACUGUUUUCCUGUUUGUCAUGUUCAUGAACUAUAUAAAGCAUGCCUAUUAGCCUAUUAUUAUUAUUAUUAUUAUUGUUUUU